AUGGUUGAGGACAUGAAAAGUAUCCCCGUGCAAGACUCAGUUGCGUUUUUACGAUUACGAGACCAUUACAAAAAUGACUUGUUGGAAGACAGUCGUUUAAACAAAGCAGCGGAACUUGCAGCCACACAUCAUCUCUUGUUAACGAGUCCAUCCUCAGAUGCGUGGAAACGACCUCAGUUAAAAGCUGUCGACAGAGAGCUAAGACAGUGGACUAAACGCGUUCGUCAACCAGGUGGAAGUCGUGUGGGAACUGGUGGAGGAGAUGUUGAGGAAGAGGAUGAGGAUGAAAUGAAUCUAGCCGCAGGACCUAUGCACACCUUGUUGACUAAAUUAUUACCAUCCCGAAAACGUAUAAAACAGACCCCCUCAUCUCCCUAUCCAGUUGUUACUACAACAGCAGGCGUGAAAAGGAAAGCGUCUUCAAGUGGUCCAACGAAACGCACGUCUAAUUUAUCCAAGUCCUCUACUCCUAAAGGACCAGGGGCACCGAAAAAGAAACGAGUCUCCUUAGCCGUCACCCCCAAAGGAAAAAAAACACCUAACAAGAAGCGACUGUAUUUUACACCACCGAAAUCCACCCCAGAACUAAUAGGUGGAGAAGAAUUAGCUGAAGAACUUCCUAUCUCAGGGGCUUUGGGUGAGCAACCGUGGAGUACACCCAAGGAAAUUGCCCGCAACGUGUUUAAAUCGUUCCGUCGUAAAUCCAGAAAAGCUGACGUACAGAAAUUGAAACCAGCCGCAGGUUGGAAACCAUUUGGAACCCCCCUACAACGACAACUUUAUGGCAAGGACUACUCGUAA
This is a messenger RNA of Porites lobata, 801 nucleotides long. The record is from the annotation of a GenBank genome assembly. NCBI's taxonomy places the organism in Eukaryota, Metazoa, Cnidaria, Anthozoa, Scleractinia, Poritidae.